Messenger RNA from Protobothrops mucrosquamatus (brown spotted pit viper), 1264 nucleotides. RefSeq names its product ring finger protein 122 (gene RNF122). NCBI's taxonomy places the organism in Eukaryota, Metazoa, Chordata, Lepidosauria, Squamata, Viperidae. The transcript is spliced from 6 exons. The record is from RefSeq and is a predicted model, not a curated record. Bases 18 to 485 code for a protein of 155 amino acids.
CUGCUCCGGGGCCUCUGAUGCACCCCUUCCAGUGGUGUAACGGAUGCUUCUGUGGUCUGGGAUUGAUCUACACCAACAAAACGUGCACCAUGCCUCCCAUCACUUUCCAGGACUUGCCGCUGAACAUCUACAUGGUGAUUUUUGGCACAGGUGUCUUCAUCUUUGUGCUCAGCCUGAUUUUCUGCUGUUACUUCAUUAGCAAACUUCGGCAUCAAGCACAAAGUGAAAGAUUUGGAUACAAAGAGGUGGUUUUGAAAGGUGAUGCCAGAAAGCUAAACUUACAUGGGCAGACUUGUGCCGUCUGCCUGGAAGACUUUAAAGUGAAAGAUGAACUGGGAGUGUUGCCAUGCCAACAUGCCUUCCACAGAAAGUGCCUUGUGAAGUGGCUAGAAGUUCGAUGUGUUUGUCCCAUGUGCAAUAAACCUAUAGCGGGUCCCUCAGAGCCUCACCAGAACAUUGGGAUUCUCCUGGAUGAACUAGUGUGACCAUCUUCCUGCCCACAUUUCCCCACAAAGAGCCUUUACUGAUUAUUGCCUUGGGAUUGUGGGCUUCAACAGUCUGAGACGGUUUCCAAGUGGAUGUUCAUCUUAACCUUCUUAGAAGGCAGCAUGGACCAUUCCAAGUGCCAAGGUGGAAAGCAAGCUGGCCUUGUUCUCCAUCUACCAUCUGGGAGCCAUUUCUGGGGAAGACCGAUCAGAACUGCGGGGGAAUCUCUGUUUGGGAUGACUAACCAACUGAAGGACUCGAAGCAAGAAAGUCUGAACUUUCCCAGGAUGACUCUGGUGAACAAUUGAACUUCAGCGCCAAGCGUCCACAACUGGUUGUUGUGAUGCCAACUGUGAGAUCAAAGUCUUCCCUUUGUGUAGGGCUUGCUGGUCCGAAUCCACAGAUGGCGAUAUAGCCUCUCUGAUUUCUAAUGAGCCCUUUCUUUUUAUAGUAAGUCAGCUCCUGCCAUUUGGGCUGUCUCGAUUUCUGCUCCUUAGGGAUCCCUUCUGCAAUUUGAAAACAAGAGCUAUUGCUGGCUUCGGCUAGGCCCUUCUCUGCAAAAUCUACAGUGUUUACAUAAGACUUAAGCAGAAAGCCUCCCACGGGCUGCAGAAGGAGCACCAGUUCAGCUAUACACCACCGACCCAGCAGAGCUGAAAAAGAGCCCACUUCUUUUCUCCAAUAUUGUGGAGAAAGGGAGCCACUUUGUGGCAUUUGGGUCACCCUAGAGGUGGCCAGCUGACGAAGACAGGGGCAUGAAAAGGGAGAGAGAUCAACC